AUGGCAAUUACAAACUUGUGCGGAAUGCCAGGAGCCCAAAAACCCUCCACAAUGAAAACAUUUCUCACAAAAACACAACAUGAUAUCACAUUAACAUCAGCCGAUACAAGAGUGUUUAUAAAAAACAUAAAAACAGGUGUUACAAUGAAUCAAUUUAAAAAAUCCCUAGAGAAAUAUGGUGCUUUACAAGUUUACUUUUAUGAACCAAAAGAAAAUGAUGAAGGAUGGGCAUGGGUUGGAUUUGAAAACAAAGAAGCCGCAGAAAAAGCAAUUGAAGAUGCCGAAAAGGCUUUGGAGAACAAAGAAUCCUCAGAAAAUAACGAAAUCAAUUCAAAUUUAGAUAAAAAUGAAGAUAAUGAUAAUGGCUCAGGUAGUUUUUAUGUUGAAGAAAAUGAUGAAUCCGUAGAAAACCUAGAAAAUGAAAUUAAUGAAGACGGAAAUGAUAACGAUGAAGAAGAAGAUUAA
Plasmodium berghei ANKA is the source of this 465-nucleotide messenger RNA. RefSeq names its product RNA-binding protein, putative. The record is from RefSeq and is a predicted model, not a curated record. The coding region runs from base 1 to 465 and encodes 154 amino acids. The transcript has a single exon. NCBI's taxonomy places the organism in Eukaryota, Apicomplexa, Aconoidasida, Haemosporida, Plasmodiidae. Gene Ontology annotation, molecular function: RNA binding.